CCAAAAGGUCUGUUCCCCAGCAAAGAGCAUGGCUGAGCGCACCGUGCCUCAUGCUUACCCCAUGAGUGCAGAGUAUGAGUUUGCCAACCCCAGCAAGAUCUAUGAUCAGAACUUUGGAGAAGGCAUUUCCCCUGGAGACAUUCUAGCUCCCACACUGUACCAUGGCUAUUACAUACGGCCUCGGAUUAACAAGCAGUUAGACCGAGGGGUCUCCGAGGUCAACCUCAACGAGCACAAAUUCCAGGUAUUCCUUGACGUCUGCCAUUUCACACCCAACGAGAUCACCGUCCGCACAGUGGACAACCUCCUGGAGGUGACGGCUCAACACCCACAGAAAGCCGACCGACAUGGCUUCAUCACCCGAGAGUUCACCAGGACCUACAUCCUCCCGUUGGAUGCUGACCCUUUGUUGGUCAAAGCCACAGUGACCCACGACGGCAUCCUGAGCAUAGAGGCUCCGCGGACAGGGAAAGAAAGGAGAGCCAAGGUUAUGGAUGUGAAGAUAACAUGCCAAGAAGAGCCAGCAGGGCAAGAAGGGAAUUCUGAGGAGAAAUCUCAGUCCUGA
Molecule: messenger RNA, 565 nt
Organism: Euleptes europaea (tarantolino)
Lineage: Eukaryota; Metazoa; Chordata; Lepidosauria; Squamata; Sphaerodactylidae
Gene: HSPB2
Product: heat shock protein family B (small) member 2
Exons: 2
Coding region: 29-565 (178 amino acids)
Biological process (GO): protein refolding; response to heat
Molecular function (GO): structural constituent of eye lens; protein folding chaperone
Source: RefSeq, a predicted model, not a curated record